AUAGUACCAGUGCAUGUGCAUGUGUAUGUGUUCAGUCCGGAGGCGAUCGGUCUUGUUCAAUAUAAAAUUAAAUAGAAUUUCUUAUUAUGAAAUUCAUUUACUGGCGCACUUGUAAGAAAUCUUUCAAUUAGCAAAGGUAUAAGCGUGCGAGCUUUGGCGUCCUUAAAACUCGAUCCUGAAGAUCGCCCAUCGUCUCACAGUCCGCCUAUGAGCUUGAACAACAAUAAUUCAAAUUCAGGAAUGAAUACUACACCUUCAUACCCUUGCGGGCCUUACCCCGGAGUCCCAUCGCCACCGAUGUCUCUGCUGACUCCUGGUCAACUCUUAGCUGCGAACCAUACGGCUGCAGCCCUAAUGGCAGCAGGUCUGCCGGUGAGCAGCUUAUUUGCUCAUCACACAUUAUUCGGAGGGUGGCCUACUGCCCAUAAUACAUCGCCACCACCACAGCCACAGACACCAAUCAAAUCAGGAAAGAAGAAUAUGCUGAAUCUCAAUAAUAAUAAUAACAACAAUGAUAACAAUAACGAGUAUGUGAGGCUAGAUAAGAAGACUUUAAAACGCAAAGCGCAACCACGAACAGUUUUGGCAGAAACACCUCCUUUAUCUCCACCUACCUCUGGAUCAUCACCUGAUACAGCGCCAACUUUGACAAAGGAUCCGUCUCGUGAUAAAACUUUCACAUGUAAGGUUUGCUCACGAUCUUUCGGCUAUAAACACGUGCUUCAAAAUCAUGAACGAACACAUACAGGUGAGAAACCGUUUUCUUGCACAGAAUGCGGGAAGAGAUUCACCAGAGACCAUCAUUUGAAGACGCAUAUGCGUCUUCAUACGGGUGAGAAGCCAUACCAUUGUUCAUACUGCGAAAGACAAUUCGUUCAAGUGGCUAAUUUACGAAGACACAUCUUAGUGCAUACCAAAGAACGCCCUUAUGGCUGUGAAUUAUGCCAAGCGAAGUUUGCGGAUUCCAACCAACUGAAAGCGCAUGCUUUGACCCAUGCGGCUGAAGUUGCUGAUAGACCGUUAAAAGGCGCAAGAAAAUCUGUUGAUGUCAGAAGAGUUGUUCGACCACCACCAAUCACGAAACCUUUGGCUCCUUUACUAGUAACGGCAUGUUCGGAACCAGAACAAACAGAACCAGAAGAUUUAUCAGUGGGUGCAAGGAACCACUCCCUGAGCAGCGCUCCUGACUCCAGCCUAUCUCCCGUCAGUAUGAGUGACCCCGAAGACCUGGACGACGCCGCCGCUUUGUAUCUCCAGCAGCGCCAAGCUAAGCUCAGGCGACACAUGGAACACCGCUGAGUUGUAAGGUUAAUUAUUUAAGAACAAAGAAUAAAUGUAUAUGAAUGUAUAGAUAUAAUUAUAUGUAUAGAUAUGAAAAA
Ctenocephalides felis (cat flea) is the source of this 1379-nucleotide messenger RNA. Its product is annotated as protein krueppel-like. Bases 208 to 1299 code for a protein of 363 amino acids. Lineage: Eukaryota; Metazoa; Arthropoda; Insecta; Siphonaptera; Pulicidae. Gene Ontology annotation, cellular component: nucleus. The transcript has 2 exons. The record is from RefSeq and is a predicted model, not a curated record.